Molecule: messenger RNA, 973 nt
Organism: Episyrphus balteatus (marmalade hoverfly)
Lineage: Eukaryota; Metazoa; Arthropoda; Insecta; Diptera; Syrphidae
Product: brachyurin-like
Exons: 4
Coding region: 31-885 (284 amino acids)
Biological process (GO): proteolysis
Molecular function (GO): serine-type endopeptidase activity
Source: RefSeq, a predicted model, not a curated record
CGAGACCAGUUCGUUAUUUUAAAAUCAAAAAUGAAGUUCCUCAUCGCGAUCGCGUUGCUAGCUUGCACAGUUUCUGGUCAUUCUGAUUGGGAAGAUAUUGAACCCCGAAAUAUUGAUUCUCUAGUCAGGAUUCCACCACGAGGAAAAGCUAUCGAAGGACGCAUAACAAAUGGAGAACCAGCUGCAGAAAAACAAUUUCCCUAUCAAGUUGGAUUAAUGCUUUAUUUAGAUGCUGGCAGGGCUUGGUGUGGAGGAACUUUGAUUUCGAAUCGUUGGAUAUUAACUGCUGCUCACUGUACCGAUGGUAUUAACGGUGUUGAUGUUUAUUUGGGGGCUACAAAUCGAACGGAUAAGACCGAAGCCGGCCAACAAAUCAUUCAUGUCGGCAAGAAAUACGUCUUUGUUCAUGAGCAAUGGGACGCAAGUCAAUUGGUCAAUGACAUUUCUGUUAUAAAACUUCCAGUUGAAAUUGAAUUCAAUGAAUAUGUCCAACCAGCUAGUUUACCUAAAUUGGGAGAUUCAUCACUUUACACUGGUGAAAAAACCAUCGCUUCUGGAUGGGGUCGAGACAGUGAUGCUGCCAAAGGUGCAUCGGAAAUCUUGCGUUGGGUAGAGGUUCCAAUUAUGGCUAACAACGUAUGCAACCGUUACUAUAUGGGCUCUGUGAAAGACACAAAUAUUUGUAUCAGCACAAAGGGUAAGAAAUCCACAUGCAAUGGAGAUUCUGGUGGUCCUUUGGUUUUGAAUGAUGGCAGCAAUACUGUUAUUGGUGCUACUUCAUUCGGUAUUGUUUUUGGUUGUGAGGUGGAAUUCCCAGGCGUAUUUACCAGGGUAACAUCUUAUUUGGGUUGGAUUAAGGAAAAAACUGGAAUUUCAAAUGAAUAAAUUAGUUAAAAAUGUUUUAGUCAAACUUUAAUUUAUUAUGUAACAACAAUAAAAUGAAAGCAUUUUGCUAUACUUUUUUGAUGUACAA